Messenger RNA from Malania oleifera, 1158 nucleotides. RefSeq lists its product as uncharacterized. The coding region runs from base 233 to 871 and encodes 212 amino acids. The record is from RefSeq and is a predicted model, not a curated record. NCBI's taxonomy places the organism in Eukaryota, Viridiplantae, Streptophyta, Magnoliopsida, Santalales, Ximeniaceae. The transcript has 3 exons.
AGGACAUUUAAAAUGCUUUCACAAUUCAUAAUUCCCAAAAUGGCCCACACAAGCCAGUGAGAAGCCAUCCUUGCCCACCUAGAAAACAGAAAUGAUGGUCACCACCUUUAGACUUUCUUAGACGCAAGUCAUGAUUUUGGGAAGAACCUCACAUUCCUCAUCCCCACGCCCAAAUUGAGUGUAUCUUAAGAGAGAGAGAGAGCGAGAGCGAGAGCGAGAGAGAGAGAAGAGUAUGGAGAGAAGGGUUCUUCUAGUGUGCACUGUAGCUGGCUUCUUAGGGUUCGUCUCAGCUGUUCUGGGUUUUGCUGCAGAGGCCAAGAGGAUUAAGGUUUCUCAGGUUGAGUUCUCCUCUCCAUCUGUAUGUACGUAUCCCAGAAGUCCAGCCAUGGCUCUUGGAUUAACUGCGGCAGUGACCCUUAUGAUUGCUCAAGUAAUCAUAAAUGUUGCUUCUGGGUGCAUCUGUUGCAGGAGAAGCCCUCACCCUUCAAAUGCUAACUGGACAUUAGCACUAAUUUGCUUUGUGGUGUCAUGGUUCACAUUUGUUAUUGCGUUUCUCCUGUUGUUGACUGGCGCUGCCCUCAAUGAUGAGCAUGGGGAAGAGAGUAUAUACUUUGGCAACUACUACUGCUAUGUUGUGAAACCUGGAGUUUUUGCAGGAGGUGCCGUCCUGUCUCUUGCAAGCGUUGCACUUGGGAUUCUUUAUUACCUGACCUUAUCUUCAGCGAAAAACGUUGUUGAUCCAUGGAGCAAUCCUGCGAUUCCUCAAGGUGGCAUUGCAAUGGGGCAGCCGCAGUUCCCACCGCAGAAUGCUCAAGCUCAAGAACCGGUUUUUGUGCAUGAAGAUACUUACAUGAGGCGGCAGUUCACUUGAUUGGUAAAAUCUCCCAAUCUGCCAAUUCUGGGUAGCUUAACUAUCAGUGAGAGCAUUGGUCGGUUUUCUGGAGGCAUUUUUCUCCGAUAGCAUUAGCAUACUUUCUUUGUUUUUUUUUUUUCCUCACUUUUCCUUUUAUCUCUAGUGCUUGCAACAAGAAUAUUAUCAGAAUGGUUGUUAGAAGCAUAAAGCAGUUCAUGGGUUGGAUGGUUGGAGGCUGUGUUCCAAUCUGAUGUAAAUAUAUCAAGAAAAUUGCAGCUUGAAAAAGUUUAUAAGCAUGUUUUUUU